ACAAGGCCCAGCAGAGACCUGAGAGGGGCUGUGGACAAGGGCCUGCAGGGACAGCACCACGCCCAGUGGCUUCCCACUGACAGCGGGCAGGCUUGGGCUGGAGAUGUGCAAGAAAUUCUUGCCUCUUAGGCUGCUGAGGCCCUGGCCCACGCUGCCCACAGCAGCUGUGGCUGCCCCAUCCCUGGCCAUGUUCCACAAUCCGUCCUUAGGAAUGGGUUUCGUGAUGGUUUGUUAAUUGAUCUCAGAGUGCAAAAAACCUACACGGCAAGGGAGUUUGCAGUAAUAAUAAAAAAUAAAUCUACCUUUAUUGAAUGGCCACAGGAAAAUGUUCUAGGGGGGACAGGGAAAAAGGGAAGAAUAGGGGGAAAAAAAGAGAGAGAAGAAGAGAAAAGAAGGUAUGUAGCUACCAAACGUAGAGAGACAAAGUCCUUCAAAGUCUUCAGUCAUUGGAGUUCACCUGGUCACAUCAGGGGAGAUCUCAGAGAUACUGGUCAACUCAAGCUUCUGUUGUAGUCCUUUUUGGUGGGGGAAGGGGACAAGUGCAGAAAUGGAAUCAAAUGUAAUAAAGAGUAGUCUAUUGUAAUUGCUGAUGGAAAGAUAAAAAAAAAGAGAAGGCAUUGAAGAAGGGUACAGAUAGUCCAUAUUCUCAGCAGUAGGUAAGAACCAUUGUCUUCUUGGUCCAAUGGUUACUCCUGCAAGCAAACAUCUCACUUUGGUCAGCUUGCCUCCCCCACACAGCUCCCCCACGUUAGGGGUUUCAAUCUCAGUCCUUGGGAGGAGGGGGAGCUCCUCCAUAUAGGGGUUUCAUGUCUCAGUCCUUGAGGGAGAGGCUUCUCCCAUCUCAGUCUGUCUGUCACAGUGGUUGUAAAACAGAUGAAGGGUCUCCCAUGGGGACCACCAAGAGUUACCCCAGAAAAGUCCAGCCAAGCUGAGAGGUGGGGAAAUUCCAGGGCUAUUGGUGUGAAAUGGGUGCAGGCAAAAAAGGACAAGGUGCCCCUUUUCCUUUUCAUUAGGUUCAGUGUUCCAUGGCAGCAAACACACCUGCAAAUAGCUUGGCAAGCCAGAAGCUCUGCUCAGGCCUCAGGAUCUUGACAAGCAACCAUCUCAAGCAAAGCCAGAAUUCCAGUCAGGGUCUUUACAGUGGUCCUGAUGUCUGCUCUUGAGACAGUUGUGAGGCAAAAUGAGGGGAACUUCAGACCGUCUCUCACAGGGCUGCUUCUCAUCUGCCCAUGAAGCACUGGGGCUCUGGGCUUUCCUUCCUAAGGGAGAGAGCUGUUCUUCUCCACCAGGGGCCCAUGGCCAAAACUGGGAUUCCUUGCCAAAUUUCCUUAAAUGCAAAGAUUGUUCCCAGAUGAAAUCUGCCAGGAGAGACAGAUUUGGCUGCUUUGGAUACCCAGGGGCCACCUCUCAUCUGCCUUUGAAACACUGGGACCAUGUGCUUUUCUUUCUUAUGAGGAAAAAAACCAUCCAUCUCGAGCAGGCACCCAUGACCAAAAUUGGGAAUCUGCCUCCAAAAUUCCCUGUAUCCAAGGAUAGCUCCCAGGCAAAAGCUGCCAGGACAGACAAGUCUGGCUGGACUUGGCUACCUGAAGAGCUGGCACUCAUCUACCUUUGAAACACUGGGGCUCUGUGCUUUCCUUGCUAAAAUAAAGAACUCUUCUUCCUGUCCAGGUGCCCAUGGCCAAAACUGAGAUUCCAUCUCCAAAAUGCCCUAUGUCCAAGGAUAGUCCCUAGAUGAAAGGUGCCAGGAUAGAGAGGUCUGGCUGGCUUGGCCUAUGGGUGGCCACCUCUCAUCUUUUUUUAGAACACUUGGAAUUCACGCUUUUCUUUCCAAGAGGAAAAAACUAUCCAUCUUGACCAGGCAUCCGUGGCCAAAACUGGGAUUGCACCUCCAAAACUCUGUACAUCCAAGGAUUGCUCCCCAGUGGAAGCUGCCAGGACAGACAUGUCUGACUGCCCUUGGCCUCUUGGGGGCUGCCUCUUACCUCCUUUCCAAACACCGGGACUCAGGGCUUCCCUUCCAAUGGAAAAGAAUCAUUCUUCUUCUCAAGGUGUCUGUGGUCAAAAUUGAGAUUCCUCCUCCCAAAUUCCAUAUAUCCAAGGAUUCCUCAAUGACAAAAGUUGCCAGGACAAACAGGUCUAGCUGGCUUGGCCUCCCAGGAGCCACCUGUCUCCUCUUCUGCCUUUGAAAUUCUUGGGCUCUGCAUUUUCCUUCCUAUGGAAAAGAACCAUCCUUCUUAUCUACACAGAAAUGGCUGAAAUUGGGAAUCCACCUCACAAAUUCCCUAUGUCCAAGGGUUGCUUUCAGACAAAAGCUACCAGGACAGAGAGGCCUGGCUAGCCUAGGCCUCUGAUGGCCACCGUUCAUCUGCCCCUCAAACACCAGUGUUCCAUGCUUUCCUUCCUAUAGAGAAGAACUGUCCUUCAUCUCUGGGUGUCCAUGUCUGAAAUUGGGAUUCUACCUCCAAAAUUCUGUAUAUCCAAGGGCUGCUCCCAGGCAAAAUCUGCCAGUACCAUCAAGUCUGGCUGGCCUUGGCCUCUGGUGAUUGCCCCUACAACACUGGGGCUUGGUUCUUUCCUUCCCAUGGAGAUCCCUGGGACACUGUGGGGACCUCAUGGAACCAAGGGGAUUAUUGUGGCACCACUGGAGCCCAUGGAACCAAGGGGCCGUGGUGACACAGCAGGGCUUCAUGGAACCUAGAGACCAUUAUGGCUCUGUGGGACCUGAUGGAACCAUGGAGAGCAUUAGGACCCUUCAAGGCCUCAUGUCACCAAGGGGGAAUUAUGACACCUCAGGGCCUCAUGGAAGCAAGGGACCAUUGGGACACUAUGGGGCCCCAUGGAGCCAAUGGAACAUGGAACAGGUCUGGUUGGCUUGGCCUCCCAGGGGCCACCUGACAGGUCUGGCUGAUCUUGGAAUGUCAAGGACUGGCUCUCAUCAGCUCCUGGAGCACUGGGGCUGCAUGCUUUCCAUGCUACAGUAAAGAACUAUCCCUCUUUUUAGAUGCCCAUUGGCAAAACUGAUACUUUCCCUAAAAAAUUUCCUCUAUGCAAGGUGGUCACCUCUCAUCUGCCCCUGAAAUACUGGGGCUCUGUUCUUUCAUUCCUUUGGAAAACAACUGGCCUUUCUGCCAAGGGACCAUGGCCAAAAUUAGAAUUUGGUCUCCCAAAUUCCGUAUAUCCAAGCAUUGGUCCCAGACAAAUAUAGCCAGGACAGACAGAUCCCUAUGCCAAGACACUUGAAAUGUCCAACAGCAGCUCCAUCAGCCACUUCCUCCUGCUGGCAUUGGCAGACACGCGACAGCUGCAGCUCCUGCACUUCUGCCUCUUGCUGGGCAUCUCCCUGGCUGCCCUCCUGGCCAACGGCCUCAUCAUCAGCGCCGUAGCCUGCGGCCACCACCUGCACACGCCCAUGUUCUUCUUCCUGCUCAACCUGGCCCUCAGCGACCUGGGCUCCAUCUGCACCACUGUCCCCAAAGCCAUGCACAAUUCCCUCUGGGACACCACCACCAUCUCCUACACAGGAUGUGCUGCUCAGCUCUUUUUCUUUCUGUUCUUCAUCUCAACAGAAUUUUAUCUCCUGACCACCAUGUGCUACGACCGCUACGUGUCCAUCUGCAAACCCCUGCACUACGGGACCCUCCUGGGCAGCAGAGCUUGUGCCCACAUGGCAGCAGCUGCCUGGGCCAGUGCCUUUCUCACUGCUCUAAUGCACACAGCCAAUACAUUUUCCCUGCCCCUGUGCCAUGGCAAUGCCCUGGGCCAGUUCUUCUGUGAAAUUCCCCAGAUCCUCAAGCUCUCCUGCUCCAAAUCCCACAUCAGAGAACUUGGGCUCAUUGCUGUUAGUGCCUCUUUAUCAAUAUGUUGUUUUUUGUUCAUUGCUUUCUCCUAUGUGCAGAUCUUCAGGGCUGUGCUCAGGAUCCACUCUGAGCAGGGACGGCACAAAGCCUUUUCCACCUGCCUCCCCCACCUAGCUGUGGUCUCUCUGUUCACCAGCACUGCAGUGUUUACCUACCUGAAACCCCUCUCCAUCUCCUCCCCAUCCCUCGAUCUUGCCCUAUCAGUUCUGUACUCAGUGGUGCCGCCAGCCCUGAAUCCCCUCAUCUACAGCCUGAGGAACCAGGAGCUCAAGGCUGCAGUGUGGAGACUGAUCACUGGAUACUUUCAGGAACAUUAAACUGCUGGAGAAUUUCUGCAAGUCACUUGUAAUAAAAGUAAUCUUUGAUA
Molecule: messenger RNA, 4227 nt
Organism: Passer domesticus (house sparrow)
Lineage: Eukaryota; Metazoa; Chordata; Aves; Passeriformes; Passeridae
Product: olfactory receptor 14A16-like
Exons: 2
Coding region: 3245-4177 (310 amino acids)
Biological process (GO): G protein-coupled receptor signaling pathway
Cellular component (GO): membrane
Molecular function (GO): odorant binding; olfactory receptor activity; G protein-coupled receptor activity
Source: RefSeq, a predicted model, not a curated record